AUGUCGUUGAGAGAGGUUGCUUUACCUGCGAAGGGUGUGGCGGAUCGCCGCCCGUCGGGGCCAGCUCGGGCGACUGAGCUGAUCCCGGUGGCGGCCCCAUCCGGCCCCCCACUUAUGACGAACCGGCUUACGACAACUGACCACGACAGGAAUGACUCUUCGGAUUCUGAUGUGCUCUCUCGUGAUCGAGUGUUCAUCCUUAUGAACAAACUCGCUCACGGGGGUUCCUACCCGGGUCGAAAGGACGACGAGGCGACUAUACUCGCCUUCUGUCACAUUCGGAAGGGUGCCACUCUGCCGUACACGAGGCAGCAAGUGUCGGGUGUGCCACCGAGAGCCCCGCCGGUUGAAUCGCGCGAGUCUGCGGUCCCGGCGGUGGCGGCCUCGGCGGGAGUUGCGCCGCUGGCCUCGACCGCUGAAGAGGUCGAUGUGCCCCCGGCUGCACCCCUGGUCUCCGAGACACGAGAAGAGCCCGUGGCUACGCUAGCUGCGGCCGCCGAGAUGCAGGAUAUCGACCUGCCUGACGCAAAUUUGGCUGAGGCCAUUGCCGAGUCAGAGCGCCGUGACACUGACUCUGACGCUGCCCGUGCGCCCAGAAAGCGCCGGGCUAUGACGCAUGACGACUCCGACACUCCCUCUCAGACGUCCGACACAGCGAGGCCGCGGAAGAAGGCCUCGAGGGCUUCCCGCCCUUCCACCACGGAGUCUGGGACGACUAUCGCGGGCUCCUCCGCGAGCGCCGCCUCGCCGAGACCGACGAAGACGCGGCGGCCCACUCGUCCACCUGCCACCUCCCGGCAGCCGGAUGAGGAUGGUUUUGUCGCCCCUCCCAGGCGGCGCACUGCCAGGGCUGCUGCGCUGCAGCAACCGACGCCGCUGCCGACCGCCAACGCGGGGGCCAGUGUGGACGCGACUGAAGAUGGUGCCGCGCCUCCUGUGUCGGCCCAAAAGAAGCCCCCGCCCAUCGUCAUCCAAUGGGCGGGAGGGUACAAGGAGUUCCAGCAAAAACUAGACAGGGCGGCCACGUCCGCCACUGUCAAGACUGCUGGCCGUGACCUCUACAAGGUCACGGUGUCCUCCAACGAGGAGUACCGCGCGGUGAUGGACACCAUCUCCAGAGAUGGCCUCCCGGGCCGAAACCACCGGAGCGGAGGGGCUGCUCCCUCUCGUCAGGUGCACCCAUCCACCAGCUUUGCUGCCGCCACCAAGGGCGGACCAUCAACCGCCACCGCCCGACGUUCGGAACUGGCGGCGGGCGAGACGAGGCACCCGGCCGCGCCGUCCCCGGCUUCGCCCGGGGGGGAGGCCAACCCAACACCCACGCGGAGCGCGUGGGUUGCCGCCCCGCGCAGGCGUCGCCGGCGCGCGGGCCGGGCCACCCAUGCCGCUGCACGCCGGACUGCCGAUGACACACUGCCGCAACAGACGACAGCACCUCGUGCUACGCCGCAACCGGCUGCCGACGCUUCGCGGCAGUCGUCUACUACGGAGUUGCCGCAACCGGCCUCCCCAGUGGCGGAGGCCGCCCCAGCGGCCAACGCCGCCCCCUCGGCCACCGAUGCAGCCGAGCUCCCUGCAGAAGGAAGUGCUGCGUCCCCCGGCGGCGAACUGCCGCCGUCGCAGCCUACACUGGACGUCACAACUGGGCGAUGCGGCAUCGAUUCAGGAAUCGAUGAAGCCGCCCUUAGGGAGUUAGAUAGGGCAAAUGGCGCGUCAGGGCCCCCUUCACGUGGGACCAGCCCGCGCGCGCCGAGGCAAAGGCAGUGUUCCACGAGUGUCCCCCGCCCCUCGCCCGCCCCACUCGAUAUGCCAGACAUUUCCGAUGCCGUCUGCGUCUCUGAGUCGGACAGUGACUCCGUCACUGGCUACAUCGACGACAGCGACAUCGCGGAGGGCCUAGAGGAGAGUCUUAUCGCCCUCCGCGACGCCGCGGAAGAGGAGGGACUGCCCUGUGACCCCGCUCUGCGGGCGCGGAUUCUCUUCCCUAACGCCGCUGCCGCUGACGCCGACGGCGACGCCAUGCAAUGCGAGAUGGAGUCGCGUAAGAGGAAACCAGCGGCCGCCUCUUCCGACUCCGAAGCUGCCCCCUCCGAGGCCGCUCGUGGGAAGAAGCAGAAGGCCGCCGCCGACGCUGAGGGCUUCGCCGUCCCCAGGAAGACGGCACCCCCGCCGCCGCAUUGUCAAGACGUGCGCACUCUGCGCUGUCUUAUAAAUGCCCCCAAAGACCCAAAGUGGUAA
Molecule: messenger RNA, 2238 nt
Organism: Schistocerca gregaria
Lineage: Eukaryota; Metazoa; Arthropoda; Insecta; Orthoptera; Acrididae
Exons: 4
Coding region: 1-2238 (745 amino acids)
Source: RefSeq, a predicted model, not a curated record